AUAUUUUUUAUAGUAUGUAUUUUUUAAGCCAAAUAUAAAUUAAAUAAUUUUACGAAUGUUCCCGUAUAUAUGUACCAUCACUAAUGGAACAAAUGGUAGGGUCUUACCACCAGAAGGGAGAAUGACAACACAUCUUUUGAAUAGUCUAUGAAUUAUUUGUAAAGCAGGCCCGCUUUCCUAAUUUACAUAAAUAUUGCACAGUGUAAUUGCUUGUUGAAUGUAUUUUUAGAUGUAGGUUGUGAUGCGCACCCAACUACGCAUAUGGAUUUCCUCAGAUGCUCUCUUGUUCUGUAUGGAGCAUCCUGGGGCCUGGUUAUUGGUGCCGGUGAAGAGAGUGGCUGUUGGGCUGCCUCCAGAGAUAGGGCUGUUAUUAAGGCUGCGACAUGUGGCCUUUCAGCGGGCAGAGGGCCAUGCGGAGGUAGGCAAACUGCUGUGUUCCUCCAAGGCUUUGUUUUCCGAGUGCGUACAUGUCAAACACAAGGGCCGUUUCCUGCCAGUCCUAUCUGCUGUGCCCCCCCUCUCCCCGCCCUCUCACACCCCAUUCCCCGUGCACCCCCACGUCUUUCCAUUGUAAUUCCUUUAAUUAAAGUGAUUUUAUUCACAGGCACACAGCUGGCGUCGGCUACUUUCCAUUAGGCAUCUGAGUGGCCGCCUCGUUGGCGCGAGGACCUACACUGAGACCGCUUCCCAGGGAGCUCUGUGGGUCCCCCCCCCAUCUCCCCUCUGAGUUUGUUGUGUGUUUUGAAUUUAUUAAUCAUUGAUUUUAAUGCGCGCCACUCGACGCUGACAGCUAGCCGCGCAUUCAUUAAAUCCGCCGUCCCCGUUUGCAAAAUGGCAUUUAGGAACAAUGCGAGGUUGUGUUUGGGCUUUCCACGCAAGAGGGCAUUGUAACUGAAAUCUGAAAUGUAUUUUGAUGGUUAUACUAAUCUGUGGAUCUCUCUGCAUUUUGUUUUUAAUCUGUUGGCAAUCUGGUAUUUGCAGGAUAUCGCAUAGAAACGAUCUCCUGCUUCCCCUCUGACAACUGCUAGAGCUGAUUUGAUGCUUCUGGGAAUGUAGAAGAGGGAAAGGUUGCUGUUAGAUACAGUUCCGUCGUGCCGUGAUCUGAAGACGUGAAAUUUCCAGAGGGUACGUUGUCGGCAGGGUUUUUUUGUUUUGAAGAAUGCAGUGGUUUAGAGUACCGGGAAGCACUUCUUUUUCUCCUUAGGGGAAGCAGCAAACUUUUUUUUUUUCCCCCUUGUGUUGCGUUCAAGAAAAAUUGCCUUCUGUUGGUAAAGAUUAAAUCUCAUAUUGAACAUAUGGUUGUGGAAUCCGAGCAGAUUUAGGAUUUGGAUGAGUUUAAAUGAAUACAGGUUGCUCGUAUAAACGCAGCAGAAUCUUUCUUAAAAGGUGCCUGACUUGUGCAUCUGCACACCUGCGUGUGGCACCACAGAUAAAAGCCCCCCCCCCCGUAAUCCUUAUUGACAAGGAUCUCGUGAAGUUGCUCCAUUCGCUCUAAGUCCCGGCACCUUGCCCCCCAUAACGCGCCUCAUCCCCCGUUUCAGGCCUGGCUCUUUAAGCCAGAGAUUCCCUGACAGAUCGCUUUCCCCACAUUGAUUAGAGUACGCCACUACGGGGGCGAGAAUGCGGGCAAGGCACGGCGAGGCUGGGCUUAUCACACUCCCCAAGAAAGGCGCCUGCUGGAAUUAUAAAUAAGUUUUUAAAGAAGGGGUUGGGGGCUGGGGGACGUAGCGGCUUUGGUUUGGUGCGGAAGGUGGCCCGGCUGGUUGCACGCUCCAGGGAUGAGCUGACACUCUUCUCAAGUUUUAUAGGAAAUGGGCCCCGGUGGGUUGGCUUCUACUGGGGGUGGAGGGUAUUUCCCCAUAGCGGCCCUUCGGGUCCAGCUCGCGUCUCCUGGGAUGGAGUGAUAGGUGUCGAUCUCAGACUUGUCCGGCACAUGGAUGCAGAAGAUGCCAGAAGGGUGUCCGUUUCAGCCUUGGGAGGGACCUUGGUGCUUGUGGCUUCUGGAUUCCCCCCCCUCCACUCCAGAAUGAAUCAUGAUAAUAGUAACUUGGUGAUAUCGCACCUUCAGCGCCAAUAUGUUGUCCGUAGUGAAGGUAACAUUAAUGAUAACCUUAGUGUUUGUUUUGGAACGUGCCAUCGGCAUCUAUUUAUGGGGGGGAGAUGACCCGCACUCUGCCUCAGCGUCAUUUGAAGCCACUUAACUGUCAGCCGUGCGCUGGGUAAAGGAUUACAGCGCAUAUAAAUAGAGCCCAUUGAUUUGGCUAAAGACUGCACCAUGUCAUUGUGGAAACGGAAAAUCCCAAUUUAGACAUUCGAAUGGCGGGGAGGGAGGAAAAACACACGGUGCUCCUUCAGUUUGUAAUCCCCUGUAUCCCGUGAAAUUGGGGAGUCUCGUUACAGUCCACCGAUUGUCGCGUGCAGCGGCUUGAAACAAGGGUGGUGACCCACCCAGCCCGUCGCAGCACGUCGCCACUUCCCACCUUUUGGGGUUUUGCCCCCCACUGCUCUGCUUGGUUUUGCCCAUGUUCUUUUGGGUGUUUGUUAGUUCACCUCACAGCUCAUCACGGGUAUUCGGCGUGGCUCCCUUUCACGUGGGUCGAAGUUUAAGUGUCUGGCCGAAUCCCGCCCCCUUCGUAAGUCGAACCAGUGGCUUGCUGCCCCGCCUGGACUUGAGCCAAGUCGAACGUACCUCUGUCUACCCUCUUUAGAGUGCCAAGAUUGCUUGUGUGGUGUGUGUUAUUUAUUUAUUUUUUCCCUAUUUGCCUGGGGUCGUUUGGAGGUCCAGUGUCCGGUUGCACGGGCCCCUGGCGUGAAACAGCGCCAUCGGCCCAGUCUCUGCAAAUAUGUAGAGAAGCGUCUGAGGCAGAAUUCCUGACUGCUAUCGAUCCCACGUCCAGGCAGGGACGUCUCCUGGAAGGGUGCCUGUUCGAUACACUCUGACCUAUUGUGCAUCCAAAGGCUGAAAUAUGGAAUGCAGUUCUGCUGUGUGGGGGGGGGGGCAUGCUGGCAGGGUGUGGGUUUGGUAUUUACUGCUGCUGUAACGUUCAGGGCCAUUUGUGGAAUGUGCUAGCUUUGUACAUUGGCAGACAAGUAGGACAUGGCAGGGGGACGGUGUUGUGCUGAAGCGGGUGGGGGCAUCGUCCCUUAGAUCUUAGAUCUUCGUCCCUUAAAGGACAGAAGAUAAACCUCGGCACUCGUCAACUGUCGGAUCAAUACAGUGCUUUUAAACAACAUGUAUUAAUGGCCCGAUCAAGCAGUGCCGGACCCUAGAAGUUAGUCUUGUUCUGGUAUCAGUAUUCCCUUUGUGUACAUGUAUGUCUUCAUGGCUGCUCUCGCACGCGGUGACCUUGUACUGUCAUCCUGUAGAAGUUCUGUGUGACUUUCUGCUGUAGCUCUGAAAAUAAGGCUGUGUCUGCCCUAACCCCCAUGACUGCUUCGGCUGACCUGAUGGACUCCAGCCGAGUGCGGUCGCUGUCUCGCAGAAAACAUCUUCGUUGUGUUCUGUCGUUGCUAUGGCUCCUGUGUGCCGCCACGGUCGGCGAUUGAGACAAGGAGCCCGUCUCGCUCCUGGUGGGGGGGAGGACUUGUGAUUACCACAGCAACGUGCCGUGACCCUGGUGACCUGGAGCGCUUUGGGUCCACCCUGGUCCAGCGAUCAGUGUCCUCCUUCCCCAUCUAUCAGGCCUGUGCUGCUUUGGAGCUUCUGGUCGAUUUUUGUGUCUUUUUGUAAAAAAAAAAAAAAAAUAAAAAAAGCUUUGCUCUGAACUAUAGCUGGCAGAAACCGAAGUCUAUGGUCUAAGCUUGGCUGGGUGGCACCCAAUAAAACUCCCAUCAGUCAUGCCCUGUAAACGGACUGCCCUUCCCUCACUUUCUGGGCCUGAAUCUGGCUGGUACGACCCGGCUGCUGAAAUCCCCUGCAGCAUCUCAGAACCUGGGAACAGAUCUUCCCCCUCUGGAUGCUGCCGUAUAGGACCUGUGGCAAUGCGGUCCAUGGUACCGGUAACCGGGCUCUGAGGACUGUGUGCUUCUGGGGAAAGGUAUGCUUCGUAUCAUGACCCUCCUAAGAUUUCCUCCUGCUGAAUUUUAUUUAUUCAUUAAAUUGUGUAUUUGGAAUGGUUAUUCAGGGUUGUCAUGAAUGUAGUGGUACACCAGGAGCCGAAUGAAAUUGGGAUUACUCCAGAAGACAAUGAACAAGGUACAAGGAUAACCAAAUUAAAUAACAGAAAUUAACAAAAAUCUUAAUGCUGUGUGUCUGUAUAUCUAAAAGAAAAUGUGAGAAAAUUUAAAGUGCCGGCCUCAAUUAUCUUAUUUUAGUUUUUAAUUGGUGGUGUUAAUGAUCCUAAUGGCCUGGGGAUAGAAGCUUCUCGGCCUUUCAGUGCGGAGGUGCCUACCUGAACACAGCCACUGGAACAGUUAAUGGCACAGGUGGUCGUCAGCGGCUGCGAAGGGCAGAUCCAGCACUGGAAAAAGUUAGCGGCAGACUACGAGUCCCUCCAGGCGCGGCUGCAGACUCUGCCUGACAGGCUCUCCUAUGACGUCAUGGUUCCCUUCGGCCCUCUGGCCUUCAUGCCCGGGAAGCUGGUCCACACCAACGAGAUCAUGGUCCUGCUGGGGGAUAACUGGUUCGCCCGCUGUUCCACCAAGCAGGCCAUCGAGGUGGUGGAGCACAGAAAGAAACAUGUGAAAAACACUUUGGAGGACUUGGAAAAAGUGACGAAGAAUUUCGAAGACAGGUUGGGCUUCACAGAGGAUGCGGAUGUCCUGGGGGGUAAAGGCGACUAUGUGGACAUCCGAGAGGAGCUGGACAAUGAAAAAAUCCCCAUCAAAGGUAAGAGGCGGGUGGCACACCAGCCCAACGCCAAACCCAAGGUGGAGGCUGUGCUGCAGCUAGAGGAGGCUGCAGAUGGAGGGCGCCAGCGAGGCAUCCUGUCGGAGGAGGAGCUGUGGGCCCGGCUGGAUGAGCUGGAGGCUCAGGAGGAGCUGAUGGACGAACAGGACAGGGUGCUCGAGGGCCCGGAUGGGAAUGGUGAAGACACCACGUCGUCUUCCUCUGAGGAGGAGAAGGACGCAGGCGGCGGGCGCCUGUCCAACGGCCUUCACCUGCGCGAGACCUGGCCGGCUUCAUCCCCUGGCUGCCCCGGCAAUGGCUCCGCGGCGCACGGCGAGGAGGAAGCUGUGUGCGUGCCGACGAUCUACUUCUCUCACACGGUGGAGCCCAAGAAGGUGAGGAUAAACACUGGGAAGAACACCACACUGAAGUACAGCGAGCGCAAAGAGGAGGCCAAGCGCAAGAGGAGGAACAGUGGCGGAAGUAACGGCCACUCGCUGCCCGAGCGACCCAGGAUCCGGACUCCUGCCGACGUCUACAGGGUGUUCGUGGAUGUGGUGAACGGUGAGCUGGUGCCCAGGAAGUCGAUACUGAAGUCGCGCAGCCGCGAGAACAGCGUGUGCAGCGACACCAGCGAGAGCAGCGCCGCUGACAUGGACGAGCGCCGCGGGCCGCUCCGCUCCACAAGCCACGAGGACGCGGCGCAGAGCGACGCCAGUGAGGGCAGCCCCGAGGAGGGCGUGGUGCCUGGCCGGGCCCUGCCCACUCCUGGCCCCUCAGAGCAGGCAUUUUCUGGGACAGUGGUGGAGAAGGACCCUGGGCUGCAGCCAUCGAUUCCCCACCUGACCAUCACUCCUCCAGGGCUCCCCACCAUCCCUGAGAGGAAGUCCGAAGAGCUGGCUCCCGAGGGCCCCCCCGGACCCCCCCAAGCGGGUGUCCAAGUUCAAGGCGGCACGCCUGCAGCAGAAGUGACCGGUGCCCCCCAACCCACUUCCCCCUCCCGCGGCUCAGGCCUUCCGAUUUAAGCCUCUGUUCGAGCUUCUGCUCCGUUUGCCGUCCUUCUGUCACUUGUUGCUUUUUCUAUCCUCCUGAGGACCGGCUGGAACGUUUAGGAAAAACAAGUUUAUAAAUGAGCACGAGCGCUCAUCUCUGUGGGGGGGAGGGUCUGCCUGUGUGAGACCAUGCGCAUCCUCGGGGGGCCGGCCGCGGGCGUUCCUGAGCCAGUGGCACAGCACAGGCUGGUCAGUACUGAGCAGCUCCUCCUUCAGGAAGACCUCCACGCACUACCUGAGCCAAGUGGACAAAGCCUUCUGCUUUGACCCUCCCUACUCCUCGUUCAGUGGCCCCUAGCUCCCUUUGUUUAGAAUUCUUAGUUACAUUUUAGCUGUCAUUAGUUUGCUCAUACAGAACCAGGCCUGCUGCACAUUUAUUUCAGCUUCAUCCUUCUGUAACCUUUGAUUUAUGUUGCCUUGUAUGAGUAUUUCCCAGAGGUGGAAAGUUAUGGUCCAGAGAGUACAAAUCCAGCCCGAGUUUUUGUUUCAACCAACCAGUUCCGUAUAAAGAGCCACAGUCAGAGUACUCAUGGUUGGUUGAGACAAACAAAACCUUGUUGUGAAUUUGUACUUUCUACCUCUGCUAUUUCCAAUGUGACAUCAAGAUGCUUAACUUUGUGAAAUUGUUGUAAAAGGAAAAUAAAUGUGCUUUUGUGAA
Molecule: messenger RNA, 6538 nt
Organism: Brienomyrus brachyistius
Lineage: Eukaryota; Metazoa; Chordata; Actinopteri; Osteoglossiformes; Mormyridae
Gene: uri1
Product: URI1 prefoldin like chaperone
Exons: 11
Coding region: 4417-5853 (478 amino acids)
Biological process (GO): negative regulation of transcription by RNA polymerase II; negative regulation of phosphatase activity
Molecular function (GO): transcription corepressor activity; chromatin binding; phosphatase inhibitor activity
Source: RefSeq, a predicted model, not a curated record